AUGGGGGCUAAGUUGGUAUGGCAAAUGUAUAGUAAACCGAAACAAAGAUGGGUCAAAAUUCUACAAGCUAAGUAUUUGGACAGUAGGGAAAAGGAAAGGAUUCUAAUAGUGAGAGAUCCCCCGAGUGGGUCAGCUUUGUGGAACUUUUUGAGAUGGAGUUGGAAAGACCCUCGGGAUUUAAAUUUGGGGGGAGUUGAGGAAAGAUACCUGAGUAAGCUCCUGGGUAACCAUGAGGUUUCAUUCUCGAGGGAGGAGGAUGAAAUAGUUUGGUGCGGGUCAAAGAGCGGCUGCCACUUUGUGAAAGUGGGAAUCUCUCUUUUAGAAAGUGAUGUCAAGACGAAGGAGUGGGAAUCUGAGGUUUGUUGGAACAAUGUGUGCCUUUUGAAAGCUAGAGCCUUUGCAUGGCUUGCUAGCAAUAAGUGGAUUCUCUCUAGAGAUCGUCUGAAGAAAAUGGGAUUUGUAGGUCCUUUUCGCUAUGUUCUAUGCGAAAAGGCGGAGGAGGAUGUGGACCAUCUUCUACUAAGUUGUGAUUUCGCUCAGAAGGCGUGGAUUUUUGGGCUACAGAGAUUGAAUUGGAAGGGCCCCAUGGUUGGGAACUUGUGUGACUGGCUUGUUAAUGGGUUGCUGAGGGCUAAUCUUCAGAGUAAGGGCAAUUCAAUCCCAAAGUGGACUCCACCUGAGAAGGGGUGGACUAAGAUCAAUUUUGAUGGAGCGUCGAGGGGCAACCCAGGGACCUCAAGUGUUGGGGUGAUUGCUUGUGAUGAUCGGGGAAACAUUCUGGCCAUUGCAGCCAAAAGAUUGGUGGAUGGAUCAAACAAUGUUGCUAAAUGUCAAGCAGCAUUGGAAGCAAUCCUAAUGGCUAGGAAGUUGGGAGUCAAGAAACUUCAUUUGGAAGGUGAUUCUCAGGUUGUGGUGAAUGGGAUAGCUCGAGGGUGA
Molecule: messenger RNA, 936 nt
Organism: Cryptomeria japonica (Japanese cedar)
Lineage: Eukaryota; Viridiplantae; Streptophyta; Pinopsida; Cupressales; Cupressaceae
Exons: 3
Coding region: 1-936 (311 amino acids)
Molecular function (GO): nucleic acid binding; RNA-DNA hybrid ribonuclease activity
Source: RefSeq, a predicted model, not a curated record